Molecule: messenger RNA, 435 nt
Organism: Trichobilharzia regenti
Lineage: Eukaryota; Metazoa; Platyhelminthes; Trematoda; Strigeidida; Schistosomatidae
Source: the annotation of a GenBank genome assembly
AUGACAGCGGUUUUCUUGUUUACAACAUUUCACCUGAAGGUUCGCGAAAUUCUCUUGAAAAAUACAAUGUCUAGCGGUGUAAAAGCCGUUAGACCAAUCUUGUCGAGAAAUCAUGCAGAAGCUCGAAGACGUGUCAUCAGUUUAUAUCGUGCUUGGUAUAGACAGUUACCAUUUAUACCAAAGGAAUAUGCUCAGACGAAUGCAAAUAUUACAGUACCGAUUCUGCGUGAGAGAUUAAGAAAAGAGUUUAAUAAAAAUAAGGAUAUCAAAGAUCUACGUGUAAUUGAUUUAUUAAUCCAUAAAUGGCAGAAUGAACUUAUUGAAGUGGCACAUAUUUGGAAGUCGGAUACACAUGUGAUGGAUUAUUUCAGAGAAGAUAACCUCCCAGAAAAACCUAAAGAUUUCUUGGACAGAUUUUUAAGUGGGAAAUCAUAG